Exserohilum turcica Et28A is the source of this 1103-nucleotide messenger RNA. RefSeq lists its product as uncharacterized. The record is from RefSeq and is a predicted model, not a curated record. Gene Ontology annotation, cellular component: nucleus. The transcript has a single exon. The coding region runs from base 386 to 1066 and encodes 226 amino acids. Lineage: Eukaryota; Fungi; Ascomycota; Dothideomycetes; Pleosporales; Pleosporaceae. Gene Ontology annotation, molecular function: ubiquitin protein ligase activity; metal ion binding.
GCCAAAGACCAUAUUCACCUCGUAUGAGCGGAAUGCGCUCAAGGACAGAUGGGGCUCACAGGCGACGCGCCUCACACGUGACUCGUUUCUGCCAUUCGGCUCCUGCCAGCUCUGUCUCCUUCCAUCAGUGGACCCAGUAUGCUGCUCACAGGGCGACCUCUUCUGUCGCGAGUGUGCCAUGACAAAUCUCCUAGCCCAGCGAAAAGAAAUGAAGCGGUUGGAAAAGCUCAACGAGCGGCAAAAGGUCGACGAGGAAGAGCAAAGGCUGCGCGAGGAAGAGGAGGCCAGACUACGAGCAGUGGAAGAGUUUGAGGCUGUACAGCAAGGACUUUCUGUCAAGGUGGGCGCGUCGGCUAAGAUGGUGGGAAGAGAGGGCGGCAAAAUCAUGGUCGAAGAAGAGAUGGAUGCCAAAGCCGGGGAGGGCAGAGGCACAAAACGAAAGUUUGAACUCGAUGAGGAUGAGUUGAAGCGCAUUGCGAGCGAAGAGCAAAGAAAAGCGAGGCGCAACCUGGACGAAGAGCGCAAAGCUGCAAAAGGCCAUCUGCCGAGUUUCUGGGUACCAGGCGAGACGCCCGAUCAGCACCACAAGACUGCGGAAAAGGCCAAAAACACUCCCGUGUGCCCAUGCAGCGCCCCAGACCAGCCACACAGUCUGUCUUUAAAGGGCCUCACCAGCGUCAACUUCCACGAAGAAAAAUCCCCAGACAGCGCCAAGUCGGUCCGCACAUGUCCAAGUUGCCAAAAGGCGCUGUCCAACAGCACAAAGGCCAUGCUCGCUAUACCCUGCGGCCACGUCCUUUGCAAGCCCUGCGUCGACAAAUUUCUCAAGCCAGAGCAUCGGCAUCACCGAGAUGCACAUGACGAGGCGCCGGACCCAGAGACGGUCCAUUGCUACGUCUGCGAUGCAGAUCUCACUACAAUACCCGACGCCAAGGAUGGCAAGAAGAAGAAGGACAAGGAAAAGGCCCCAAAGCCGGGCUUGGUCGAGAUACGGAGCGAGGGCACCGGGUUUGCAAGUGGGGGCAAGGCCGUGGUGAAGAGAGACGGCGUUGCCUUCCAAGUAUAACGUGUUGUAAUGUAGACGAGACGAUUAUAGAAACCAG